AUGCCUCCCGUCCGCGUUCUUUCCUUGGAGCACGUCGCUGCCGUCCUCAAGGACAUCGACAUCGAGGAUAUUCUCACCUCUCAAGCACAAGCCUUCCACGCCUACAGUGCAAACGAGACCCAGACACCACAGAGAUCAACACUCCAAACCCCCUACCACAAAACCCUCACCAUGCCUUCAAGAAUCGACACCCUCACUUCAACCGUCAAAAUCGUCUCCGUCCCCAAAACAGACUCGAAGGAUGGCCUCCCGGGCGUCACCAUCGUCCUCGACAACAAAUCUGGGGAACCCCGAGGACUCGUCAAUGCUCGACUCUUGACGGCUGUUCGCACUGCUGCCGGGUCUGCCCUUGCUACUCGGGUUAUCUUUGAGAACAAGCAGGAGAAGAAUAAGGCGUUGUCGUUGGUAGUGUUUGGAUCAGGCGCGCAGGCAAAAGCACAUAUUCAGUUGUUGACACAUGUCUUGCCAGACCAGAUCUCACGCAUCGUCAUCUGUAACAGGACCCUCCCUCGAGCCCGCGACCUUGUCCAUGAACUAUCGCCCGAUUGCAGUGCCAAGUCGAUCGAUAUCUCGGCCUUCAGCAUCACCACCGGCGAAUCCACUUCCUCGACAACUGGAUCAGGGUCAGGAUCGCCCCAGGACAAACUGAAGGAAAUCGUCCAAUCCGCACACAUUAUCUGCACUUGCACAAACACAACCGAGGCCCUCUUCCCCGGAGAAUGGGUCCAACCCGGAACGCACCUCAACAUGGUCGGAUCCUACACUCCGGCAAUGCACGAAAUCGAUCAGUCCUUGGUCGCUCGUGCUUGGACGUUGGUCGAUGCCAAGAAGGAAUGUGAACAUGAGGCUGGAGAAUUUAUCCUGGCCAAGAAACUGACGGGCGAGAAUGGAGUUUUGGUAGAGUUGGGUGAGAUCUUUGCAGAGGAUGGCAAGUUCAAGCGGGGAGCCUUGCCCAAGGAGUUUUCGGACCGUGGGAAUAAUCAAGACAGGGAGAAGAAGAAGGAUGUGACGAUUUUCAAGAGUGUGGGGAUUGCGGCCCAGGAUGUCGCCAUUACUGCAUUGGUCCUCGAUAGGGCAGAGACCAUGGGUCUUGGUUCCGUCGUCGACUUUUAA
Molecule: messenger RNA, 1113 nt
Organism: Linnemannia hyalina
Lineage: Eukaryota; Fungi; Mortierellomycota; Mortierellomycetes; Mortierellales; Mortierellaceae
Source: the annotation of a GenBank genome assembly